AUGGAACAGCACUCACAGAGGGGUAGACCCAGGAUAUAUUCCAGCGAAAGUGAGCGCCUUCGAAUCAGACGGCAGCGUGAAACGCCGCAAGAAAGGGCCGUUCGCCUUGAAACGGAGUCUGCGCGGCAGCAACAACGGCGAGAAAAUGAGAAUUGGGAAGAGCGGUCUUCCCGGUUGCAGGCGAACGCCCAUAGGCAGCAGCAGAGGCGUCAGCAUGAAAGUUCCGAAGAAAGAACAGCUCGACUUCAGAGGAAUGCUCAGAGACUGCAGCAGAGGCGUCAACAUGGAAAGCGCUGCAGAACGAACUUCACGACAGCAAGAAGACGCUCUAAGGCAGCAGCAGAGGCGUCAUAUUGA
Molecule: messenger RNA, 357 nt
Organism: Cooperia oncophora
Lineage: Eukaryota; Metazoa; Nematoda; Chromadorea; Rhabditida; Trichostrongylidae
Source: the annotation of a GenBank genome assembly